UCUAAAUUAAAAUGUCAGGGAAAUCAAGAGAUUACUUUGGCACUCUUAAAUCAGUAAUUUUUUCUAUAAAAAUUAGGCUGGAAGAACUGUUCUUAAGGAAGAAAGUGCUGGUGACUGUAUAUAACCAGUUUAAAAUUAAGUAAAUAUAGUCAGUUACGUAGGUCCCUGAAACACCUCCUCAUAUAAAGAAAUAUCGUAAAUCUUAUAAGCAUUAACAUGGUUGUGCUAUUGUAAUUUUAAUAAUUAAAUUUAGUUACAUCCAGGACUUGUAGAUGCUCCAAAACCAUAAGGUAAUUGGCUUUAUGGAAAAAAGACUGAUCCUUCUGAUAAAGCUGGAGAUUUAUUUAAAUAAUAGCCUGAAGGAAUUAAAGAAUUAAUCAAUGAAAUAAAUGAAUAAAAAUAUGCUUCACAUAUUAAAGAGCCAUUAGGUACUAUGCCAACAAGAAAUUAUAAUUGGCCAGAAGAAUCUAAAUCAGAUGGAUUUGCUUUUGGUUAGAAAAUACCUCCUUCUGAAUUUACAGCGAAAGAAGUUGUAUUUCCUCCUGAUGCUAAAAGAGAUGAUGAAAGUGUUAGAUUAAUGUAUUUGAAAAGUCAUGGUAAUUUUGAAGCAGGAGAAUAAAAAAAUAGAGAAUAUAACUGGAAUGUUAAUCCAAAUGAAUUCAGAUUUGGUAAAAAAGACGAAAGAGAAUAACAAUAAAUGAAAAAAAUAUUGCAACAUGAAUUAACACAAAAUUAAUAUCCUAAAACAACUAUUAUAUCUAAAAAUUAAGAAGAUUGGAAGAAUUAUAAUGAAGAUCCUUUAGGUAAACCUAAAAAUUAAGCUUAAAUUAAUUCAAGAAUGCCAACUAUUUUUGGAGAAAUGAAAAAAGAUGAAUAAUGGACUGCUGGAUAAUGCAUAAAUGGUUAACCUACAUAAAAAGAAGUUUAACCAGAUAUUGAUUUGGGUAAAGCAACAAAGUUUGGUUUUAGAAAUUAACCUAAACCAGGAGAUGAAACUAGAACAUUUGGUGUUCCUACUAUUAGAAAUGAUAUUCUUAAAACAGGAAUGAAAUCUGUUGCAGAUCCUUAAAAUUAUGGUGAUGAAGUUCCUGCCGUUGCAUUAUUGUUUCCAGAAAAAUUCUCACAUAUGGGAUUAACUGAAUAAGAUUUCUUAAUGUUAAGAAAUAAAAAAGAUAUUAAAUAAAUAUUUGAAUCUAUUGGAAUCAAAUAUGGAAUUGGUAAAUUUGAAGGUGUUUUCAAAAGAGCAAAAGAAAUUGUAAUCAAUAAAUUUUAUUUUUUUAGUAAAAUACAUUUGAUGAUAAAGUAUCAGUUAAAGCAUUUUAAUUGGCUGUGUAAGAAAUGCAUCAUAUUGAUUGA
This is a messenger RNA of Paramecium sonneborni, 1356 nucleotides long. NCBI's taxonomy places the organism in Eukaryota, Ciliophora, Oligohymenophorea, Peniculida, Parameciidae. The record is from the annotation of a GenBank genome assembly.